This is a messenger RNA of Actinia tenebrosa (Australian red waratah sea anemone), 833 nucleotides long. RefSeq names its product homeobox protein Nkx-2.5-like. Lineage: Eukaryota; Metazoa; Cnidaria; Anthozoa; Actiniaria; Actiniidae. The record is from RefSeq and is a predicted model, not a curated record. Gene Ontology annotation, molecular function: RNA polymerase II cis-regulatory region sequence-specific DNA binding; DNA-binding transcription factor activity, RNA polymerase II-specific. Gene Ontology annotation, cellular component: nucleus. Gene Ontology annotation, biological process: cell differentiation; regulation of transcription by RNA polymerase II.
GAACCGAGUACUUAAUGAUUUUCAACUCAAAAGCACCUUUUUACGAGUCUUAGCGAGUCCUUAGAGAGUGAACAGUUAAGUAACCCAAUCUCAAAAAUAUUUGAUCUCUUAUCAAGUAGUGCUCAGGAUUUCAUCGAAUCGCACCACCACACCCAGCGGCUACCAAUGAGUGCACUACAGGCUGUUCAUCGUCUUCCGUUUUCGGUUGAAAACCUUUUGGGUCUUCGAAAAGAAGAACAGCAGCAGCAAUCUUUACGAGAGCAGGAUUUGYCUGAUCUUUCUGGUGAAGAUAAACUCGACCAGCAGACACUACAAAAAGAUGACAAAUACCAAAGAAGAAGGCGAAGGCGAAUACUAUUCACACAAUCACAGGUCGACAUUUUAAAAAGCGUGUUCGCAAAGCAAAAAUAUCUAUCUGCUGAAGGUCGAAAAAAGCUAGCAGAAUCAUUGGAUCUUUCUCCUAAACAAGUAAAGACUUGGUUCCAAAAUUACCGAUACAAAUGCCGAAGAAAAACCUUUGACGAUGGGUACACACRACCCGAAGAACUUGAAAUAGCCAACCGCUUGGUAACGACAACGUUGACAGCACCCGCAAGAAUGAGUAURCCCCAUUCAGAGGGAUCGCCGGCUGUCUUUUUUACAAACCCUUACCAUUCGCUUGAACGAAACUCCUCUACUAGUCCUUUAAGCACAUUUUAUGAUCGUUUUCACUCAUUGGCUAAUUUCUCGUACCGUUUUCCUUCCAAAUACCAACAUCUGCCAACGUGUCAGAUGUACCCUAACUAGUAAAGGCAGGCUUUAAUGACUUUAAUACGCUUUGAAUUAUAACAAAU